GGAUUGAAAUUAGUUUCUAUUUGUUGUCUCUUCUAUUUUUUUAUUAUUGGACCUUAAUCUUUUCUUCAGCUCCCCUGUCUCCCCCCAUUCCUACCUUAGAGAAGGAAAAAUGGCGGCAUCAUCGACGUUCGAAUCCUCUCUAAGAAGAGGGAACCCGACGAGAAAGACGACGCCAUCGUCAUCCGACUCUUCGAAAAGAGCAGCAACAGCUCCACCUCGGAGAUCCAGAAGUGUAAGCGCCUUUUCGAGAACCUCACAUUCCGACUUCUCCGAAUUCUCCAUAAAAAGAGACAACCCGCUCUUUGACAACAACAACAACAAUCACGACGACGACGACAACGAAACUGUGUUCAAAUCCGUCCUUAAAUCCGACCAAAUUACUUCCAAAACCAAACACAAAGCAGUUGCCGCCGAUGAGAAUAGCAAUAGGAGAGGCAGAUCUGUUUCCAGAACUGGCCCUGGUGGAAAACACGCGUCGGCGUCGGGGAAUAGCAAGGAGUUGUCUCGGAGCUUGUCCGUUGUGGAUACAAGGAGACGUGUCCGCUCUGUCUCCCGCACUCCACUUUCAAGGAGCCAUUUGGCCUCUUCUGAGAGUGAGGUGGAGCAAGAAGGUAAUUUAUGGAUGAAAUCUAGGAAUAAAGGUAAUUUAAGUGCUACAUCGAGCAAUGGUCAAAAGGGUAACUUUGCGAGGAGCAGGUCUAGUUUGACACGGUCAAGUCAACGGAAGCCUAUUGAUCCUUUGGAUGCUUCUCCUACAAGUUUGUCUCGUUUAAGAACUGCAACAUGGGAUGAUGUGGUCUCGACGAGUUCUUUUUCAGAAGCUGAACUGAUGGAGGGGAAUAAUUUGGUGGGAGAUGAUACUGGUGCUAGUGACAUAUACAAAACUGUUAAAUCAGAAGUGAGACGGGCAAUUUCCGACAUCCAAAAUGAGCUGGAGAGCGCAAUCAGAAGGAGUAAUGUCACUGCAAUUGCUAGUACUGAUGUGACUGAUACCCCUCCUGGCUUGGUGAACCAGGGUACAGUGUCGGACAUACAACAAGAAUAUGCCACAAAGCUGGAGCAGUCCCAAGAACGUGCCAGACAACUUCGAGCUGACCUGGCUGUAGAGGAACACCGUGGUAUGGAACUUAGUAGGAUCCUGAAGGAAGUGCUUCCAGAUCCAAAGACUCCUAGCACGAAGAAAUCCUGUCAAGGAAGAAAAUCUAGUAUUGAGAGAAGGAAGAUCUCAAAAUGUCUAACUGAAGAUGCCCUUGCCUAUUUUGAUGAGUGUGUCUCGCUAUCAACAUUUGAUGGCUCUGACUUCUCAUCACUAGAAGAUCCACCACUCAAAUUAGUUGGAGUUGGCAGCCUAGAUGGUGAUAACAUAUCAUUGGCGCAUGCAAGUUCAAGCACUCCAGCCUCCAAUUUCCUCAGGAAUCAUCUCCGUGAUAAACAGGAAUGUCAAUUCACAUACAGCCAUGAUCCUUUGGAUUUAACAGCCAGUAUUGGUAGCAUGGAGCAGACUCGAGAUCAACUCAUUCUGAACAGUACCGAUGGGGAAUGGGGUCAGAAGUUCCAGUUUUCCUUUUCUCCCAAUCCAGGUAAAAUAUGUGAGCCUCAACAAGACAUUAGGAAGUAUGUCAAAGGUUUUGAGAAAGACAUAGGGAAAGUUAACAUCGAUUCACAGGUCAUGAGAAAUAGGUGUGAUCCGGAUGAGUAUAAUUUGCAGGCCAAACAACAGAGUUUGUUGUUUGAUCAUGUGUUUCUUAGAAACAGAUUAGAAUCUGGCAGUUUGCUACUAUGCAAUGGUGGAUGCCUUGCAGCUUCAUUUUUGCCUUUUGCUUCUGUAAUUUAAAUUUUAUAUCA
Molecule: messenger RNA, 1845 nt
Organism: Theobroma cacao (cacao)
Lineage: Eukaryota; Viridiplantae; Streptophyta; Magnoliopsida; Malvales; Malvaceae
Source: RefSeq, a predicted model, not a curated record